AUGUUCACGAAGAGCAACAUACCAGAGCUCUUCAAACAGUAUGCCCCUCAUCUCGAUCCAGCCCCCUACUUGGCGGCAGCACAUGUCUUCCCGAUGAGGGUAAAUAAUCAUGUAGCAGAAUCUCUCGUCGACUGGAAAAAUGUGCCAGAGGAUCCCAUGUUCCAACUGGCAUUCCCUCAGCCGGCGAUGUUGCAUCGUCCGGACCUGGAGAGGAUGAUGCAUGCGUCCCGGACUGGCAUCCCCAAAGCCGGUCUUCAACAACUUGCUGAAGAGAUCCGGAUGGAGAUGAACCCGCACCCGGCCAACCAGAAGACGGAGAACGUCCCGAAGCUUAACGGCGAGGAGCUCCCCGGCAUGCAGCACAAGUACCGCGAGACGGUCCUCUUCUUCCCUUCCGAGGGUCAGUUCUGCCACGCCUUUUGCACGUACUGCUUCCGGUGGGCGCAGUUCACCUCGGUCGGCUCCGCGCAGACCUUCAAGUCCAGCAACGCGGGUCAGCUCCGCAACUACAUCGCCAAGAACCGCCAGGUUCGCGACGUUCUGUUCACGGGCGGCGACCCGAUGGUAAUGCCGGUGCGUCACCUGGCCGGGUACCUCGACCCUCUGAUCGCGAACGACACCGAGGACCUCGCCCAUCUCGACACGAUCCGAAUCGGCUCCAAGUCGCUCGCCUGGUGGCCGUACAAAUACACCACCGACGGCGAGGCGGGCGAUGUGCUGCGCCUGUUCGAGCGCGUCGUCCGCUCGGGCCGCCAGCUCGCCUUCCAGGCCCACUUCAGCCACCCGCGCGAGCUGGAGCACCCGGCCGCGCAGGAGGCGAUCCGGCAGAUCCGCAUGACGGGCGCCCAGGUCAGGGGCCAGGCGCCCUUGAUCCGGCACGUCAACGACAAGCCAGAGGUCUGGCGCCGCAUGUGGGAUCUGCAGGUGAAGCUGGGGGUCGUCCCAUACUACAUGUUCGUCGAGCGUGACACCGGCGCGUCCCACUACUGGAACGUGCCGCUGGGCCGCGCCCACGACAUCUUCAACACCGCCUACUCGCAGCUCUCGGGCACGGCGCGCACCGUGCGCGGGCCGUCCAUGUCUGCCUCCCCCGGUAAGGUCGGCGUCGUCGGCGUCGAGAACAUCCGGGGCGAGGACGUCUUCUUGUUGAAGUUCUGGCAGGCGCGGGACCCGUCCUGGAUCGGCCGCGUAUUCUUCGCCAAGUAUGACCCGGAGGCCACAUGGCUGAGUGAUCUGGUGCCUGCGUUUGGCGAGAAGGAGUUCUUCUUCGAGCCGCGGUAUAGGGAGCUUGUAAAACGGACCGGCGAGGGGUCUUCCGGGCAGCUUUCGGAUUGA
This is a messenger RNA of Chaetomium fimeti, 1335 nucleotides long. RefSeq lists its product as uncharacterized. The coding region runs from base 1 to 1335 and encodes 444 amino acids. Gene Ontology annotation, molecular function: iron-sulfur cluster binding; catalytic activity. The record is from RefSeq and is a predicted model, not a curated record. The transcript is spliced from 3 exons. NCBI's taxonomy places the organism in Eukaryota, Fungi, Ascomycota, Sordariomycetes, Sordariales, Chaetomiaceae.